Molecule: messenger RNA, 2129 nt
Organism: Anopheles cruzii
Lineage: Eukaryota; Metazoa; Arthropoda; Insecta; Diptera; Culicidae
Product: lanC-like protein 3 homolog
Exons: 3
Coding region: 116-1342 (408 amino acids)
Biological process (GO): peptide modification; carbohydrate metabolic process
Cellular component (GO): plasma membrane
Source: RefSeq, a predicted model, not a curated record
AAACACCCGCCUGGGAAAGGGUGAAUCGCUGGUGGCCGCACGGAAAAAGUGGUGCUUCUUUUAAUUUCCCUGUAUUGAGUGCCAAGCAACAGCUUCCCCCGCGAAGGACUCUCCUAUGGGCACCCGAUAUUUUGCAAACCCCUUCCCGGACUAUGGUGGCGGCCCCAUACAGCGAUGCGAUGAGCACAUCAAGGGUCUGAUACAGUCCUACGUCAAUUUGAUUGUAGAAAACACCAAACUCGACCGAAACACCGACCAGCGGGGUUUAUACGUGGGCGAUGCUGGUAUUGCGUACAUGUUUCUGAAGCUGCACGAUGCAGGCAUUUUCGGUCAGGAAGCACUGCAGUACGCGAAACAGUACAUCGUGAACGCGAAAGCCCUUGCGGGACGGUACGCGGGCCGACCGGAGGAACGCUGUUCGUUCCUGUGUGGCAAUGCCGGAGUGUACGCCGUGUCGGCGGCCAUCGCGCACAGGCACAGCGCGAAGCAGGAGAUGGACGAAGACUUACGUUGCUUCGCCACCGGGUUGGAGGUGUGCAAACGGUUGGAUUUCAACAAGAACGGCAGUGACGAGGUACUGUUUGGACGGGCCGGUUACCUGUCCGGCAUCUACUGGCUGCACCAGACAAUCGACCGGAAGCUGUUUUCCCACGAGAUGCUCACGCUUAUCUGUGCCACCAUACUCGAGAGUGGCAAACGCCAUCGCAGUCUUCUACCUCUCUACUAUCAGUGCUACGGCGAUGACUAUCUCGGGGCCGCCCACGGGACGUCCGCCAUCCUGCAUAUGCUGCUCGAAUCGCCACUGCAACAGAAUCUGAGCAGUGUGGAAAUGUCGCUCGUAAAGAACACGGUGGACGGGUUACUGGGGCUGCAGGACAGCGAGGGUAACUUUCCGACCACGCUGCAGGACUGUGUGCGACGGACACGCUCGGAACCGCUCGUUCACUGGUGCCACGGCGCGGCCGGAGUCGUGUAUCUGAUGGCGAAAGCAUAUCUCGUGUUUCAGGAGCAGCGCUACCUGCAAUCGUGCAUCCGCAGUGCGGAUCUCGUGUGGCGCAAGGGGCUGCUGCGGAAAGGGCCCGGCAUUUGCCACGGUGUUGCCGGCAGUGGGUACGUGUUUCUGCUGCUCUACAGGCUCACCUCCGACCCGAAGUAUCUACACCGGGCGCUGAAGUUUAUGGAGUUUCUCACGCACGAAGAGUUCAUUCGGAAUGCCCGCAAUCCGGACUGUCCGUUUAGCCUGUACGAGGGUUACGCCGGCACAGUGUGCUUUCUGGUCGAUCUGUUGCGCCCCGAAAAGGCCGCAUUUCCGUUUAUGGACGUGUUUGAGAAAAAAUUCUAAAUCGACGAUCGAUAACCGAUCGUGGACCGACCGGAAACCCGACCCGGACCGAUGCGUAGACAGUUUAGAUUACAUUAAUGGCACAAAGCAACACAACACAACACUUUACAAUCGCAUGGCCGAGGCCGGCACAAGGGCUUCGGUACCAUCUCAUCUUCUUAUGCAUUGACCUUUCUUACUCUCCGCAAUAAGUGUUGUCCUUUCGAACCGAAAAGAAAAAACCAACCCAUAAGAAAACAGAAACACUCUCGAAGUGGCCACCGUGUGGUCUCGCUAUCGCUUCUCGUACGGAUCCUGCAAAACUGCCACACAAAUGUAAAUCGCAAGGGCGUAGAGACCGUACUCGGAACGGCGUAUUUAGCGUAGUGUUGUAGCAUGUAACAGAUACGAUGGCGCAGAGCCAGGAGUCUCUGGCCCGCCCUACCCGUGCACCAUAGAUAUGCGGCAGUUGUGAUUCGUAACUUAGUUUUCUUCCUAGUGUAUAAAAUGUCGCACUACGGAAGCACGUGGUGUCGUUCGAAACGUUUAGGCAAAAGCAAGAAGGAAAAUAAAUACCAAACAAGUGCAAACCCGUUUGCAAGCCCAAUGCACCACGGUGAAGUAGUCACCGAUCGAACCGAUGGUUGCGAUAGUAUCCCCUCGCCCCCCCUCCCAACAACGAUUAAAGAAUGAUCAGCUCCAGGUUAUCGACUAUCAAUUCUGACUCCGUUCUAGCAAAACAAAACAACAAAAAUUCUUAUCGUGGCUGUUUGACCUGUUGGCUAUAUAGGACUAAGUGAUUACGGUA